Melampsora larici-populina 98AG31 is the source of this 1359-nucleotide messenger RNA. RefSeq lists its product as uncharacterized. The coding region runs from base 337 to 837 and encodes 166 amino acids. The transcript has a single exon. The record is from RefSeq and is a predicted model, not a curated record. Lineage: Eukaryota; Fungi; Basidiomycota; Pucciniomycetes; Pucciniales; Melampsoraceae.
GCUUUCUGUUUUACUCAAGUUGGUUUUCUUUUUUUCGAAUCUUGAUAUUUGAAAUCGGUUUCUUAUAGGCAUGGUAAUUCACGUAUCGAAGCUGGACCAUUAGAUGUAGCAGAUGCAGAUGAAAAUCGAACUAAACUUCAAUUAGCACUUUGUGUAGAAUUCAUUCAAACUGAAUCUACUUCAACGAAUCCGAAUCCAACACCAAGUAUUAGAUUAAUCUUAGAAUUCAUUGCAGGAGUUUUGAUCGUACCGAGGUAUUCAAAACUUCAAUCUAACGAAGACAAUCGACCCAACGAAUUGAAAUCGAAUAGGAAAUCUUCUUCUAGAUUAUCUUUAAUGAAUCAUCAUAAAUCGAAAUCAUCAAUCUCAAUUCAAUCUUCUACUUCUUCUACUACAACACCCAAUGAACUUAAUCCAACCAAAAGAUUACGGAUGACUAAAGACUUGAUCGAGUUACCUAAACCGUUUCUUGAGUUACCGAUCAGUUUAUCAACCCUAGCAUCAUCAUUACACGAGAUCCAUACAGUAGCCCGAAUGACGAUGUGUUCAUCAUCUACGACAUCCUUCUUAACCAGUUCGAAGCUAGGAUUAAAUACAGAAAAGUUAAAAAAGUUGGCUAAAUGUAUUGAAAGACAAGCAGCCGAAUCAGAAUCAGGAGAGAAUGGGAUCUUAAAAGAAGAAAGGUUGAUUAAGAAGGGUAGGAAAUGGUUAAGACGUAAACGGAAAGGGUUCUUGGGUGAGAUUGGUGGUAAUGAAACUCAAAAGGUUGAUGGGGUUGGGUUACCUUUGCCGAAUGGAGCUACUUUGGUUCAACCUUUUGAUUCGGAUUGGUCUUGAAGAGAAAAUUGAAUUGAAUUGAAUUGAAUUGAUUGAUUUGAUUUUUACUUAACAAAAGAAGAGAGUUUCUUUACUGGGGGGCGGGGGGAGGUGAUCUUAUUUUGGCUUAAUUCUUUUUUUUCAUUGGGAUGAUGAUGGAUAUGCAAGUGAACAUGAUGGGUAUGGUGUUGUUUUUUUCUUUUAAAGAUAAGUAUUUGGGACAAAAAGAGAAAGAUUUUUUUUGGGGGAUUCAAUGUUUAAAUUUAUUCAUUUUUUAUUAUAUAUACAAUUAUGUAUUGAGCUUUGAUAAUUUUUAUGAUCAUUAUUCUUUUCUUUAUCUCUCAAGUUAAAAAUGCAUCAAAGGUUUGUUUUUAUUAUUAUUUUUGAAGAAAUCAGCAAAGGUUUAAACUGCAAAUUUUUUUUUUUUUUUGUAAAAUGGGGUUUUUCUUACUAGUUGUUUUUUUAAUUGAUUUGGUUUUGGUUUUGGUUUGGUUUGUCUAGAACAGAACAAAAAGUAAAAGAUUUAACAAAUUUUUUUCUGAC